AUGUCUCAAUCCGGCGACCGCGACCAAACGCAAUUCAUCCUGGGCAUCGGGGCAAAGGAGGUAAUUCCCGUGGAAAAAGCCGGCAGCACCGCGCAGCAAGCGAGAAACUUGUUUACGGGCGAGGCCACGGAGCUUAUGAAGAAACCCGAUGCGCAGCUGUUGAUUGGGGCGGGACAGGCGGCGAAGAAUCGGAGGGGGAAUGCGCAGCAGAAGUAA
Aspergillus calidoustus is the source of this 216-nucleotide messenger RNA. Lineage: Eukaryota; Fungi; Ascomycota; Eurotiomycetes; Eurotiales; Aspergillaceae. The record is from the annotation of a GenBank genome assembly.